Molecule: messenger RNA, 1524 nt
Organism: Marmota monax (woodchuck)
Lineage: Eukaryota; Metazoa; Chordata; Mammalia; Rodentia; Sciuridae
Product: olfactory receptor 1361-like
Exons: 1
Coding region: 1-942 (313 amino acids)
Biological process (GO): G protein-coupled receptor signaling pathway
Cellular component (GO): membrane
Molecular function (GO): olfactory receptor activity; G protein-coupled receptor activity
Source: RefSeq, a predicted model, not a curated record
AUGGAAGGAGCCAACCUCACCCGGGUCUCCGAGUUCCUGCUCCUGGGCCUCUCGGAGGACCCCAGGCAGCGGCGGCUCCUGUUCGUCGCCUUCCUGUCCAUGUACCUGGUCACGGGGCUGGGGAACCUGCUCAUCAUCCUGGCCAUCGUCGCCGACCCCCGGCUGCACACGCCCAUGUACUUCUUCCUGGCCAACCUGGCCUCCGUGGACGUCUGCUUCACCUCCACCACCGUCCCCAAGAUGCUGGCCAACCACGCGUCAGGACGCAGGGGGAUCCCCUACUCCGGCUGCCUGACCCAGAUGUUCUUCUUCAUCUGGUUCGCCGGCAUCGACAGCUUCCUGCUGACCGCCAUGGCCUAUGACCGCUACGCGGCCAUCUGUCACCCUCUGCAUUACGCCACGACCGUCACGCCCCGGCUCUGCGGCCUCCUGGUGGCCAUGUCUUGGACAGCCGCCUUCGGGAACGCCCUGACCCACACUGUCCUCCUGACCCGCCUCUCUUUCUGCACCCACAACCAGGUCCCCCAUUUCUUCUGCGACCUCAGCCCCCUGCUGAAGCUGGCCUGUUCGGACACCUUCCUCAACAAGGUGCUGGUGGACACGGUGGGCGCCCUGCCCAUCAUCGUGCCCUUUGUGGGCAUCCUGGUCUCCUACACGCGCAUCGCUGCGGCCGUGCUGAGGGUCCCGUCCGCGGGCGGAAAACGCAAGGCUUUCUCCACCUGUGGCUCGCAUCUGUCUGUGGUGUCCCUGUUCUAUGGGACACUCAUUGGGGUUUACUUCAGCCCCAUGUCCUCCCACACGGCCCAGAAGGACACGGCCGCUGCAGUGAUGUACACGGUGGUCACCCCCAUGCUGAACCCCUUCAUCUACAGCCUGCGCAACAGCGACAUGAAGGGAGCCCUGGGGGCCCUCAUCAGCAGGAAGCCGGGUUUUCUUAAAUGACUGGAAGGUUGGGAGGUCCAGGAGCCACAUAUGAUGCCCCCUGUCCUAAACCUCCCAAUCUUAAAUGUUGCCUUCGCAUUGCUUUCUAUUAUUAUUAUUUUUUUCAUUCUUCCAACACCUGUUUUUGGAGCAUCUAUUCUGCUCUAGAUGCUCUGUCAUGGGAUGAGGACGCAGGAGAAAUGAACAAAUCCCUGACCCUGGAGUCUACUCCAGCCUGGAGAACACACGGGGUUUUAAAUGAACCCGGAAACCAGAGAGGCCAGGAUUCAAGUCCUGCUCUGGAUUCUGUUUCUUGAAAAACCUGAACAGAACUCUGGUCCCGCUGCUUCUGGUUCACCCACUGUCGGGAAUACAGCGGGUGCUCUGUUGAGAGCCACAGCCCAAGGGGCCCCAGCAAACUUCCAGCUGCCAGCUGAUUGGCUCCUCUGCGGUGAUGCUCAUUGGGCUGUUUCCCCCGCCCUUUCAGACCACGGAGCUGCUCAUUGGGGGACUUUUUUGGCUCCGCCCACUUGACCCAGCCAAUCGGCCUCAAGAGGAGGAGGAGUGGGGGAGGUUGAGAGGCUUGUGGGAAGCAGGUGGUGG